ACAAGCAAAUUUGUCUUGGCCCCGAUUGUAACGUCCCAGCACACAACUGAAGCUUCAACUCCAACAAUAAACCAAAAGAAAUUAAAGUGUACACAAUAAACAUUAAAAAGCGAGACGCGAGUGUAAAAUAAUUUCAACAAAAAUAAAUUAAACAGUGCACAAAAAAAAAAAAAAACUCGAAUAAUGUAAAGUAAAUAGUAGAAGAAAUUCAGGAGCAGCAAUUGGAGAUUACAGCAGAAGAAGAAGAAGAAGCAGCAGCAGCAGAAGAUGCCGUCGCGUGAAAACAACUCCGCCCUAUUUUGAGCUGCAGUCAUUGACAUAGACUAAAAGUCACAGCAACAACACAACCAUGUGCCGCUGCCUUCAUAUCCUGAUCCUUGCUGUUGAAGAAGCAUCAAUAUUAUUAUUAACGUAUUAGGCAUUAACUUUUGCACCAAAUAUAAGAGUUUUCAAAGAGGAUGGGAGCGGGAAACGAGAGUGGCACAGCGAGCAUCGCUGCCGACGUCGCUGCCGCUGCCGCUGCUUCUGCUGCUGUUGCUAAGAGCAGCGCCUUGCAUUCGCUGGACAGCUAUGAUGUGGUCUACGAUGGUCAGGAGCAUGAUGACACCAAAAGCGUGUCUCAUCUCGAUUGGCCCUUCUUAAUUAAGGGAAUCCUGGAGAGCAGCCAGACAUGUGCACCCACCACACCGGACACACUGGCCGCCCUGCUCUGGGCAAUUAUCGCAGUGUUUGGCAUCGUCUAUGCUCUGCUUGGCUAUCGCUGCUUGCGAGCCGUUGGCUUCCUCAGUGGGUUGAUGGUGGGCGCCAAUGGCAUCUUCAUAUUGCAGGACUUUCAGAUCACUUGGCUGGGCAAACCCGCCGACUCGGCGCUGGCCAUUGUCGCCGGUCUCUUGGGUGCCGUCUUGGGCUCCACAUAUCCCGUGGCGUCGGUUUUAAUUAGCGCCUUUGCUGGCGCCUUGCUCUCCGGUGCUGCGAUGGCCGUGUGCGUUGCCACCAUGCCGGACAAUGAAUUUGGCUAUCGCGAGAUCUAUGUCGCUGUGGUGGGCGGUGCUGUCAUCUGUUCGGUGUUAACGCUGUGCUGUGUCAAGUAUGUCACCAUACUCACGUCCAGCAUUGUCGGCACCGCCAUGAUUAUUGGCGCCAUUGACUUUUUCAUGCACGGCCUGGAGACCAUUAACUGGAUACUUAACAUGAAGCCACAUCCAUCGCCACCGCCUUGCUACGGCGGAUUGCUGAUCACCGCCUGGCCGGUGACCAUUGUGAUAAGCAUUAUGGUGCAGUGCUUCAUCACCGCCUGGCGCGUGGAUCAUCGCAAACGCAUCUAUAUGCGGCACCAUCAACCCCAUGGCGCCCAUGGUCCGCAUCAUCACGGACUGACCCACGGACAGCCGCCGGCGCCGGGCAAUCCUCAUGUGCCGAUGCGGCGGGCUCAAUCGCGUACACGAGAAACACGCGAGGAGGCGCGUCAACGCAAGUUCCGUUAUCUGUAUCAGGUGCGCACAGCACGCGGUGACAUUAUAUCGCAGAACUUUGUCUCGGCUCUACAGAAGCGCAUACAAUUGAGCGGCACCGAAACGCCAUCGGAGCGUUCGAUUAAGACGAGCUCAAAUGAACGCAACACAUUCCGCAGUGAUCGGACACACUUUACGACCAUUCACGAUCCGGAGCUGUGCGAUAAGAUUGAAAUUGUGCGCGACAUUGGAUAACAAACAAGCAAUAGCUACAUGUAACUAUAUCCGUAAGGGGGGCUAGGGAGUGAUAUAUUGAACAGAUUGGAUUUUAGGGUCGGGGGCCAAUUUAAAAUCGAUGCGAGUUUGGACAACACGGUUAUACCAACUAGAAAUCAACAUGUAGCUAAAUGGCAAACAAAAAAGUAAACCCAAAAGUGACACGACGGACAGCAGACCGACAAAAUGAAGCGUAGAGGAGACACAAGCUUUAACUUGAUAUGGAAAUUGAAAGAAUACCAGAUGAAGAGGACGAGUUAUACUCGCGUUUGGUUUCCCGCAAAAUAUAUAAAAAAAAGAAAACGAAACUAUUCCAAUAAUGGGUAAAUUAUGAAAAUACUGUAAAUGUAUUUGCAUUCCUAGCACUUUAAGAGCAUAAUUAUGAUAUUCCCCAAUAAUCGAAGUUAGGAAACCUUUGCACCCAAAAAAACACAUAAGAUAAGUGUAAAGUAAAGGGAUGUUACUAUAACACAAGAAUAUAAUAAUAAUAAGUAUAUGAAUACGAAAAGAUAGUGAAUGUAAAUGUAGCCAGUGUUUGUAACAAGUUUGACUUGCGUGAUUGAUUGAAAAUGGAUUGUGUAUCAAGGAUUGUUUCUUCUAGUAACUAAAUAUUAUAUACUCGUAUCUGGUCGAAGUUAAGUUGAAUCGCGUAUUCCUAAAAUGCAACUGCAACUGCAACUGCAAAAUGCAAAAUGCACACAUAAUAAUUAUUAUCAAUUUACUAAUGAGUUUGUGAUCUGUGUUAUUCAACAUAUUCCAAGAAAAAAAAAAAACAAAAUACAUAUGAAACAACUUUUUCCGCUCUUCGAAUACAACUUAUACUAUAUACAUAUAUAUAGUGCAUAUAUCUACUAAUUACAACUGAUGUUUCCUUCGAUUUUAAAAACAAGUCUACAUAGUAAUCCAUAGCAAAUACAACAAUAAUAUAUAUAUAUAUAUAUAUGAUGUGCAUACCUAUUAAGUACAAUAAAUUUAAAAUGUCCGGGAACCGAAUUUUACGCCAAAAUAUAGCAAACGAAUCUGUACAGUUGCAAAGAUUAAUUGAUGCCUAUUAGGAAUUUAAAUAACCGAAAAAAAAAUGAACGUUAUGAAAUUUUGCAAAAUUGCAUUUAAAACAAAUCCUUGUACUUGUCGUAUUUAUCAUAAAGUUUAAGGCUAAGCUAAGGUUCUCUCUAUUAUUAAUUGAAUGAAAUAAGCUCCAUGCAAA
Drosophila sulfurigaster albostrigata is the source of this 2934-nucleotide messenger RNA. Its product is annotated as transmembrane protein 198. Gene Ontology annotation, cellular component: plasma membrane. The transcript has 5 exons. The record is from RefSeq and is a predicted model, not a curated record. Bases 459 to 1706 code for a protein of 415 amino acids. Lineage: Eukaryota; Metazoa; Arthropoda; Insecta; Diptera; Drosophilidae.